CUCCCGUCCAUUCUAUAUUUUCGUCUCGUCUCAUCUCUCUCAGCGACGGCGACAGCGACAAGAUUUUGAGUUUUAGUGCAAGCGCGAACACCAGACGCGGUACACCACCGCCACCACCAAAAAGGAUAAAAAUUAAACCGCCACCGAGUAAUCGAUACAAGUAAUAAUCAUACACGCGCCUCCUAAUAAUCAUUCGUAACACACUAACAAUAAGUAUCAGCACCACCAUUAAUAAUAUAAACCACCACAACCCCACACCCCAAAAGAUACGUCCCAUUAUAUCCAUCAUAAUAACCGAUGACAUUUUUGCAUCAUAAUUCAAAAACCGUAAAUUCACAACCGUAACAAAUCAAGAGGACCGAAAAUUUGUGCACCACCAUACUGCCAUCAUCAACAAAACCACAUUUUUGCACCACCAUUCUAAACCACCUAAUAGAACAAACCACAUACUCACACCUUGACAUUCAUUCUCACCAUAAUAUACAUCCCUAAUAAUCUACCACCCCACUAAUUAUUGAUACCGCCAUCAUUUGCCACCGCUAAAUAAUUGUCACCACCACAAUUCAGGAAAAUUUAUGAAACUUUAUCCCAAAAAGCUGCAGUUGAAUUUUCGUGACGCGUGAAGUGUAAAAUAGUGUUUUUGGUUACGUAAUAUUUUUGUGGAUCAUUUUCGGAUACUUUAUUUUUAACACGAGCAGAAAACACAAUUGCGACCGAUGAUCGCCGAAUACAAUCCAAAAAAACAAGGCGUAAAAACGGAGCUUUCGGACCUUGUGAUGGUGAAAUACAAAUGCGAACAGAACGAUGUCCCGAUUACAACAGUGGCGGGUUCCACCCUUCCGCUGGUGGAGAUGCCAACCCAUGCGGAUGAGGAAGAAGGGGAUUACGAUCCGUUCGAGCACCGGAAAUUGGCUCAUCCUACAUCGGAUCUGGACACACUAAUCCAUCUGCUAAAAGGCUCCCUAGGCAGUGGCAUCCUGGCGAUGCCUUUGGCUUUCCUCAACGCUGGUCUAUGGUUCGGUCUAUGCGCCACAUUCAUCGUCGGCGGUAUUUGUACGUACUGCGUCCACAUUCUUGUGAAAUGCGCUCACAUCCUGUGCAGGAGGACCCAGGUUCCUGCACUCGGAUUUGCUGAAGUCGCCGAAGUUGCCUUUCUGGCUGGCCCAGAGGCUGUUCAUAAAUUUUCGCGACUGGCUAGGGCUAUGAUAAAUAUGUUCCUGGUGAUAGAUCUUCUAGGAUGUUGCUGUGUUUAUAUAGUCUUCGUCUCGACAAAUAUCAAACAAGUAGUUGAUUAUUAUGCCGAUGGUAACCUGGAUCUUCGCGUCUAUAUGGCGAUGCUACUGCCAAUUUUGAUAGUCAUGAAUUUAGUCCGUAAUUUAAAAUAUCUAUCGCCUUUCUCUAUGAUUGCUAACGGUCUAAUGGCAACUAGUAUUGGUAUCACAUUCUACUAUAUAACUCAAGAUUUGCCAGCUGUCGAAGACCGGCCGGUGUUCUCUCAGUUUCAUCAAUUACCAUUGUUCUUUGGUACCGUGAUCUUCGCUUUGGAAGGUAUCGGUGUAGUUAUGCCUUUGGAAAACAACAUGAAGACACCAACUCACUUUAUUGGAUGUCCUGGAGUGUUGAACAUUGGCAUGUUUUUCGUCGUCUCCUUGUACGCGGUUACUGGAUUUUUAGGAUAUCUCAAAUACGGCAAUGAUACACAAGGCAGCAUCACUUUGAAUUUACCCAAAGACGAAGUACUUGCUCAAUCUGUGAAAGUGAUGAUCGCCGUAGCAAUCCUGCUGACCUAUAGUUUGCAGUUCUACGUCCCUAUGGAAGUCAUUUGGAAGAACGUCAAACACCGUUUUGGUGCCAAAAAGAACGUCGCCGAAUACACUUUGAGAGUAAUCCUUGUGACUGCUACAGUGGCAAUCGCAGCAGCCAUCCCCAAUCUUGGACCAUUCAUCUCCUUAAUCGGUGCCGUCUGUCUGUCUACAUUAGGACUGAUGUUCCCCGCCAUCAUUGAGCUGGUGACGUAUUGGGAACGCCCAGGAUUGGGUGUCUACAAUUGGCGUUUGUGGAAGAAUGGUUUCUUGAUAUGUUUCGGCAUUCUGGGUUUCGUCACGGGCACCUAUGUCAGUAUACAAGAGAUAAUCGAGGCUCACUAACCUCGCAUGAUGACUGACGACUUGCCAGAGGGGAACUCUAUUUUUUUCGUUCGGUAGUUGUGAUUUUAUUUACACUUUUUAUAAUGGUUCUUUCGGCAAAUUCGCUGGUCGAAGAUACGUCUAUUUUAAUAGAUGAGGUGAGACGAGUGGAUCUAGUUAGAGUUUUUUUACUUCUCGUCAAAAGAUCCUUAUGCUGCUCUUUCUAGUUCGUAAUGAAAACAUUGUAGUCAACAAUUGUAAUACUAUAUUAUAUUUACGUUAAAUAGUUAUAACCAGAGGUAUGAAUAUUUAUAUUUGUAAGUUACGAAAAUAAAAAAUUCGCAAAAAAAUGAAUAAAAGAAAAAAAUCAAUAGAAAUAUCCAAGUCAUAAAUUUAUAUAGUUUAACGUCAAAAAAGAUCCAAACCAUUCAAGGGGAUUGUCUAUUGGUCGUGUGAGACGUUUUUUUCACGGUGAGAAACAAGCAAACUGGUUGUGGGUCUCAAAUAUAACGUGAAUGUAAAUUAUUAUUAUCUCAUACAAACAAUUUAAAUGAGAUAUCUCUAGAUUCUUGUGCAACUAAUGGACGUCCCCCAAUAAACUAAAAAAAAAAACAGCCACUGGUUAUGCUACAGACAGACCUUCGGCCUUCAUCAUAUUUAUAAAUCUUUAUAUAUAUAUGAUAUGUAAAAAAUCAUAUAUCUCACCUUGCUCGAUGCAAAUAUCCAAUAUAGAACCGAAAAAAAUUAAAAAAAAAAAAACUUGGCUAAGUUUUAUUUAGCUGCCUAUCGAUAAAUAAUGUUGACACUGUGAUUCGCUUUCGUUGUGUAGAAACGAAGGUGAUAAACUAAUAAAGAAUUUAUUAAAAAAAAAUAAUUAUAAAUAGGUACACAGAGUAUUUGCCAAAAUUAUUGUUUUUUAGGUAUAAUCUUGUGUAUUGAAUACAAUAGGCUGGUUCUGGGAUAAGCUUGAUCUCUAACUCACAGAGAACAAAAUAACUUGAAUUAAAGACAGCAUCGAGAUUAAUCUGUUACUUGAAACAAUGCAUCAAGCUUAUCCCAAAAUAAGUGUAUUGAUUUUAUUUUUAUAUAGAUAUAAAUUUAGGUCUUAAGAUUUAGGGUAAAAAAAUAUUUGAAAAAAAAAACAAGACGCUGAUUUGUAAGUUAUACGAAACUCAAAAAAAUAGCUUUUCAUAAAACCAAAGUAUGAAAAAAACCGUUAAUACAUAUCACAAAAUAAAUAAAGCGAGCUAAAACUAAACAAAUUUAGUUUUAUAAAGAUGCUCAUAUUAUAUAUAAUGAAAUUUAAAUAGAUUACUAUGCCUUGAGAUAUAAAAAAGUAUCAAAAUAUAAUUCAUUGAGAGAGUGAAAUAUAAAAAACAUAACCCGAG
Molecule: messenger RNA, 3514 nt
Organism: Ctenocephalides felis (cat flea)
Lineage: Eukaryota; Metazoa; Arthropoda; Insecta; Siphonaptera; Pulicidae
Product: proton-coupled amino acid transporter-like protein pathetic
Exons: 6
Coding region: 717-2147 (476 amino acids)
Biological process (GO): amino acid transmembrane transport
Cellular component (GO): vacuolar membrane
Molecular function (GO): amino acid transmembrane transporter activity
Source: RefSeq, a predicted model, not a curated record